Molecule: messenger RNA, 6621 nt
Organism: Porites lobata
Lineage: Eukaryota; Metazoa; Cnidaria; Anthozoa; Scleractinia; Poritidae
Source: the annotation of a GenBank genome assembly
AUGUACUCUGAUGCCGCAGUUAUGAGCACGUUUGAGCGUGAUGCUGUUUGCGUGACAGCUGAUUGUGAGUAGCCAGCUUGUCGUAAGCAAAGUGUGAGAGAAUGGAGUUUGUGGUAGCCUGUCACUGGCCUGUGUACGCCUACCUCUCCCCUUAAAAAAGGCACAAUGGCUGGGAUUUGGGAGGGGAUGGUAUUAGAACACUAGUGCUGAAAUAUCUUGAUGACAAUUUGUAUUUCCUGUUUGAACACAUCGGUAUACUGUAAAUUAGGGGCAGCUAGUAGGGACGUCUGCAUUUUCUGAAGGGGGCCAUAAAUGGCCUUUUCUUUUCCGAAUCCCGCUACUAUUUUUAUUUCAUCCUUUUCUUUUCUUUUUCUUGGUCUUAUUUGGUGUGCUGAUAAUUGCCAAAAGUCCACAUUCGGAUGAUUGACCUUUGAACAGCUUCAUCUGAACUUGCGUCACCGACGGGAUCAAACAGAAAAUCUCACUUGUGAACAGAAUACGUCUAAUUAACGCUUUUCACACUAGCGUUUUCUUUGGGGAUAAUUUUCUCUCAUUUAUAAACAUAUAAAUACUUUUCAAUGUCUCUGAAGACGCAAGGCUCAUAACUCGAGCCAACGUAUAAUCCUUCAUAAGUGCGUUCUAUCCAAUGAAACGGAACAUACACCAGUCACGGGCACCCAACGAGGAGAUAAUUCAAAACCACUUAACAUAGCAUUGUUGAACUUAUUUUAGUAUCCAAACGGUAGAUAUUGGCAUAUUUUUAUCUCCUAAAAACUUUUCAUCUGUUCGGAUUUCCUAGCUGAAAGUCUAGUGAUCCGAAAAUUAUAGGGAUAAAAACUUACCUUCUCGAAAAUUUCAGCCAGGAAAAGGCUCCCGAAAAUUCUAGGUGGCCUUUUUUAGGGUCAAAAUCCGUUAAAAAUGGGUAGUUAUACCAUUUUGUAGAUGUUCGAAAAUCCUAGGAGAGGCAGGCAAGCAAGAAAUUUUACAACAAAUGCUCCGAAAAUUCUAGUUCUCAAAUCGUCUUCCGAACAGAUAUUUUCCCGAAAAUUGCCGUUGGGUGCCGCUGACCAGUCACGCCGUCCCAUGUUUUUCAUCCCGCAUUUUGUUUUUCAAUUUUUCUCACAUCCUGUUCAACAUCCUGCCUUGAUUUUUAAGCCUCAUCCUGCAUCUCGCCGUAGCUCUGUUUUAACCUAUUUAAAGUAGUGCAUUUAAGUCAAAAUUUAGUAAAGCUCGACAAAGUCACAUGUCAAGCAUUCUUUGCUCUACCGACUAUCCAAACAGAGUUUGUUUCCCACGUAAGCACUGAUUUAUUUGCUUAUUUGUUAGUUUCUUUAAAUUAUGUCGACAACUAAUCCUAUCAUCUUGGCUUUCAAAAACCCCCGUUAAGUCACCUCAUAUAUAUUAGUGGCCUGUUUUAGGCGUUCAGAUAAUUGGAUGCGACGCGAAGUUAAGAAAGUGGGAAAAAGUAGAGGUGGACUGAGGAGAGCUCUAGAUUCACCUGUCCAAAGGUAUAGGCGGGGGUUUUAACUGACUUAAACAGCAUAAAUAAAGAUUUUUUUUGUUCGAAUAAAAUGUUAGAAGGUUCUGAAUUCACAGCAAAUAUUCUCUUUGAAUUCGUAGCUCUUGCUUUUAUCAGACUCUUCAACUGCGAAAUUAAGUUGUUAAACGCAUAGCUUUCCACUUUAACUAUUUAUCACGUGAUCCCUCACGUGCAAUAGGUGAUCGAAGAUCGCUGGUAUAUAUAUUAAACGGUAGGUCGUUUGACGCCGUCUCUGUUCGGUUCAGGUUGUCUCCUUCCAACAAAGAAUUUAAUUUGGAGGUUACAAAUCGUGACUUUGUUGCUUUUGUUUAGAUUCUCUUCGAAAAGACGGCAAGAUCGGUGUCCUGAACAGUGAAAGGCUCAAAACAGAAACUGGUGAAGGAAAGAGCAUAACAGGAUAUGUCUACAUGCCCGACCCUAACGAACCAGGGAAGUUGAUAGUACACUUGGAAGGAACUCCUUUUGACGCUCCUUGUAAGUAGAAAUAAAUAUGCGUCUUAUAUUAACAGCCUAUCGAUAUCUAACUUGGAAACGAGCAUACGGCUCCAAAGGUUUUUUGGAGUUUGACUUUUCAAGAAAGCGUGAGAAAUCAGUUGCCAACUCUUGAGAGCGCGAGUUAGGUCGUGAAGUCGCAAGACUGUGGUUAGUCUGGGGAAGUAACAUUUUGUUUUUCGUUCCCAACCGACGUAGCACCAACUUUCUCCUAACAAUAUCCAUGAUCAUGAGAAAUAGUUACCGGAAUUAGAAAAAUAGAGACCUUUAGAUUCAAGAACGAGGACGACUACGAGUACGAGAUUUGACUUAAAGUUUUUUUCGCGUCUUCUCAAACUAUAGGCUCCCCGGAAAGCUUCAUUUUACCAUUUUUCACCAGAAAAGUUAGCUCUGUUACCUUUAGUGAAGGAGGUUACACCCUCUUCCGAUCGCAAAAUGAUGAAACUUUUAACAUUUGAUAACUUGUUUUCCCCACUUUGACAAUCCGCUAAAUCUCGUAGUAAAGUGACGACGGCUACCAAGUUUUCCCGCCAAAAUGACGUUGGUUCACGCGCGAGCACUACUUAGUACUGAGAUAAUCUCGUACUCGUCUUAGAAUCUAAAGGUCUCUAAUGAUCACUAAAGGGGCAAUGCUCUGAUCCUUAUCAAGUUCCCUCAGCUAAUUCUUUAAGGAAAUGAAGGGAGAUCAGUCUGGAGAAUUUUUUGUUGUUACCGGGAUUUACAUUCGAAUUAAGGGUAUCGUAAUGUAUGUAUAAUGUGUAGUUAGAACUAUGUGACUUUCAAGGAAAAUCAACGGACUAGAAUUUUACAGGGUUCACAAACUGUUGGUAAGGCAAGAAAGCAAAGCAAUGCCCUUGCCUCCACGAUGCACUGCUUAUGGCAGUCAGUAUCAGUACGUACAGGUAGUCCCGACGUACGUACAGGAAGCCCAGACGUACAUGUACUGUAUGCAAUUCCAAUAACUAAUAAUACAGUAUAGACUGGAAAAAAACAGUAUCGGAGCUAGAGUCGUACAUAUUAGACUGAAGAAGAAUAAAAAAUAUGUAAUAGUUCAAAUAAAUACACUUUAUCUUUUUUAUCGGUUUUAUCUUUACCCUGCUUAAGUUUCAACUGACAUUUCCUCUGUUUUUCCUCGAAUUAGACUCUCAGUUUGGUGCCGCUAAAAAAUAUCUGAAUAUCUCCUUGCUUUUCCUGGCCUUUCCUGCUUUUCCUCUCAUUUUAUGUCGAGUUUCGCACUUGGGUAGACGCUACCUAAAAAUCUACCGCCAAAAUUACAAUACAAUGAUAUAAUGGUAAAGUUGUAUCAGAUUUGAGUGUUACAUAUUCGUUGAAUCUUCUUCAGCCGAAUAAGGUCAUCUCCAGCUCCGAUUCUCUUUUGCGAUUUAUAAUGUAUUAUCAUAAUUAAAUGUUAAAUGUUAAUGUUAGUAGUAUUAUUACUUCUACUACUACUACUACUACUACAACUACUACUACCACCACCACCACCACCACCACCACCAAUACUACUACUACUACUACUACUACUACUACUACUACUGCUGCUGCUGCUACUGCUACUGCUACUGCUACUGCUACUGCUACUGCUACUGCUACUGCUACUGCUACUGCUACUGCUACUGCUACUGCUACUACUACUGCUACUGCUACAUUUUGGAAUUGUUUAAAUUCGAUGAGCGACACUUUCAACGAAAAUGUUACUGCCCCAAUCUCGGAAGAAUCAUGGCUUCACCAUUUCAAAUCUCUGCAUUCUAUUGACCCGACGAAUUCCACGCAUGAACAUGAAAUCCAUAGGGAACUAAAUUCUUUAGAACACGAAAAGGAACAGUUUAACCAUCUCGAUUAUGAGAUAACUGAGAGGGAAAUACGUCAAGCGGCGAAGAAAUUGAAAAAUAAGAAAUCACCAUUUGUUGACAGAAUACGAAAUGAAAUGAUCAAAGCAAGCCUCGAACCACUAAUGCCUGUCUAUGUCAAACUUUUUAACCUCAUUUUACAAUCCGGAAAAAUGCCAGAUGUUUGGUGUCAAGGCCUCAUAACCCCAAUUUACAAAUCUGGUGACAAGAGUGAUCCAACAAAUUACAGAGGCAUAUGUGUUUCUAGUUGCCUUGGAAAACUGUUCUGUUCUAUUUUAAAUCGAAGACUUCACUUGUAUUUUGAGGAAAAUAAGAUAUUACAAAAUUCCCAAAUUGGCUUUUUGCCUGAAAACCGCACUGCAGACCAUGUUUUCACUCUAAGGACCCUAAUAGAUAAAUAUGUGCAUUAUCACAAGGAAAAAGUCUACGCUUGUUUCGUAGAUUUCCGUAAAGCGUUUGACUCUGUUUGGCACGAAGGAUUGUUUUAUAAGCUGCUAAAAACGAAUAUAGGAGGAAACUUGUACAACCUCAUGAAAAGUCUUUAUUGCAACUCGACAUGUUCCAUCAAAAUCGGUGAAAACAAAACACAGCCUUUUUCAGAUUCCAGAGGUGUACGUCAAGGCUGUAUUUUAAGCCCUCUUUUAUUUAACCUCUAUUUAAACAAUCUACCACUUUUAUUCGAAAACACCUUAUCUGACCCAUUUGUUCUCCCAAAUGGGAAAAAAAUGAAUUCACUUUUCUACGCAGAUGAUUUACUUAUUCUAUCAAGAUCGAAAACUGGAUUACAGAACUGUUUAAAUGCGCUUUCUUUGUAUUGUGACAAAUGGAAGCUAAAAAUUAAUCCGAAGAAAACAAAAAUUAUGAUAUUCCAGAAACGCCCAAAAAAAUCUAUUGACAUCAAAUUCAACAUAGGCAGUCAGUCAAUUGAAAUUGUCCAAGAAUACACUUAUUUAGGUACACGUUUAACUCCAACGGGAAACUUUACACUUGCACUCGAACACUUAAAAGAAAAGGCCCUUCACGCGUUUUCUAGUAUUCGGAAGCGGACAAUUCUUAACAAACUUAAUCCUAAUACUGCAUCCCAAAUUUUUGACACCAUGGUAUUCCCAAUCUUGAGUUACAACAGCGAGGUAUGGGGAAUGUACACCAAGCAAGAUUUUAAAAAAUGGGAUAGCUCCCCAAUAGAAAAAAUCCACCUCAAAUUCUGUAAACGUUACUUAGAGGUUAACAAUAAGGCCUCUAACAUAGCCUGCAGAGCUGAACUUGAUAGACUGCCGCUGCUUAUCCCGAUAAAUCAGAAAAUUAUGAAAUAUUUUGUUUACCUCAACGACAAAGAUAAUGACUCUAUAGUCAAACAGUCUUUCCUUAUGUCAAAGAAUCUACAUUCUAUGAAUAAUUCCGGAUAUUUUUCCAAUUUCAUAAACAUGCUUGAACAAUACAAUCUAACCAGUUUAGAUGCUGAAUCUCUAGAUAAUGAUAAAAUUAGACGAUAUACCACAGAAAUGAGAGAGAAAUAUCUAUCUUUUUGGCGGCACAGCCUCGAAAAUUCAAAAAAACUAGAAUUUUAUAAAACUUUUAAAGAUGAAUAUUCUACAUCUGAUUAUCUCUACCAGCUAAGACAUUAUGACGAACGACAGAAUUUUGUUAAAUUUAAAAUAAGUAAUCACAAACUUAUGAUUGAACAUGGUCGAUACCAAAUCGAUCAUUUGCCAAGAGAAAAUAGAUUAUGUCCUUUAUGUAACUCAAAUCAGGUAGAAGAUGAGAUUCAUUUCCUCUUUCAAUGUAACAACUACUCAGUACAGAGACAGGCAUUUAUUAAUCAAAUCAAUCGAAUAAUACCUGACUUUGACAAGAAAUCAUCUCCAGAAAGCAUAAAACUGAUAAUGAAUUCGAAGGAACAUCAUGUAAAUAAGUUAGUUAUGAAGUUUGUUUCCUCCUGCAUGAAAAUACGUGAUUCAUUGUUAGUAAUGUAACCGAAUUUUUCUAGAUUAUUAUUAGUGCUGUUUUGUUUUAUAUUUUGAUUGUCAUAUACAUGCUUUUGCAAUACUGUAAAAUGAUGCGGUCAUGCAAAUAAAGCAAUUUAUUACUACUAUUACUAUUACUACUACUACUGCUACUGCUACUGCUACUGCUACUGCUACUACUACUACUACUACUACUACUACUACGACGACGACGACGACGACGACGACGACUACUACUACUACUACUACUACUAUUGUGUACAGUAUGUCUGGGCUGCCUGUGCAGUCACACGUUGGUAUUACAAUUUGUCUCGGACAUUCUUUUCUCUCCACAGACUGGAUUGUUAAGCUGGGGCCUGCAUCGUUCGGCGAGCAAAAUGAGUAUCAGUACGCUGUCGUCACAGACAACAUGCAGAUCCAGUUGUACGUGCUGGCGAGGGAUGUCAACAACUUCAGAAGCCAGUAUGAUAAAGAAGUAUUAAGCUGGCUGGCAGAAAAUGGCUUCACGAGGAUUUACAACAAGCCUGUAGCAACUGUACAGGACGAGAAAUGUCUCUACCCAGACAAAAAGUCUCUUUAUCAGUCGCUCGGAGAAUUUCUGGAACAGAAGUAGAUCGCAGCGGUUCCUACAGAACGGAGAGGACUAGCGGAUACCAAGUGACGCUUGAAUUCCAAAACGUAGAACGCAAAAAACGAAAAUACAAGGUGUCUAAAUCAAGCAGACAGUUUUGACAUUUAAAUAUUUGAUGAAAGUGAUUCUCGCUUAAGGAAACAA